AUGCCGCUGUUUAAAGCAUGGGAUGUGUCCAGGACCAAAAGAAAAUGUGUUGUUGCAAAUUCACUGGACGAACUGACCAGAAAAGGUAAGGGGUUUGAGUGUGUUGUAUUACAGAGCCCAGCACAGUUGGUCGAGCGACGGUUAGAGCUUAUUCGGGGUUAAAUUUUAACCCGGGUUUCUUUUUCUUUUGAACAAAAGCACUCUCUCGGAAAAAUUUUCUCGAUUCUUUUUAGAGUAUCCGAUCAUCAAAUAUAAUUGUAGGCAAAGAGAAUUAAACUGAAUUUACUUUUUAAGCUCUCAUAUGUGAGUUUAUCGUAUCAAGUGACGUCAUUUUGGCGCGAACUAUUUGCGUCCCUUUAAAAAACGAGUGAUGUUAAACGGAAAAACCGUCAGGGAUGGGUGACACUUGUACUUCAAUAGCUGAUGAGGUGAUAUUCGGUGAAGAAAUAUCAAAACUGUGAAAAGUUUUUUUUUCAAAGUAUGUCAAAACAAACAUAUAACGGAUAAGCUGCCACGGGCUCCCAACGACUGUCUUAUCCUAAAUGCAUUGAAAACACCAAAGUACUUUUAGAUCUCUAGACUGAAGCAUUCUAAGCGACGCUGUAAAAUUUGUAUCUGUUCGGUCAUCCUAGGGGAACUUGCGUCUAUUCGAAAUUACAAGGGCUUAAGUAUUAUUUUCCAGAAAAUUUUAGAUGAAAUUUGACGUAUUACGAAAGUGAGACAUUUUCUAAUUCCCCUCUCCGCCACAUUUUUAAAUCCGAAAAUUGUAGGUUUCCCUUCCUUCUACAAAAAAUAGCCUGACCUGGGAGGUAAAAUGCGAAAAUUAAACUUCAGAAAGUCGUAGGGAAUUUAGUAGGUAAGCUGCGAAAAAUUUUUAGCCGUUCUCAAGUAAUAGAAAUUCUAGGCAGAACAGAUGUUUUACAGAAAACAGUCGUUGGGUGCCCCUGGACGGUUUCCUCGUAAAUACAUUGAAAACACUUUUUAGGCUAUGCAGAGUACUUUUAGAUAUCUAGAUAUGAAUUCUCCUGAAGCGGCGCUAUAAAAGUUUGCAAAGUUUGCAUACGCCAUGAAAGAAAACAUAAAAUUAAAAAUAUAAAAACUUUGUAGAGCGCGCGCUCAAAACAAAACAAGUCGGUAAUGUUUUCCCGCUCCAUGGCUGCCAGGAAAAUCCGGCCUUGGUAAAGUACUGAAAUGGAGAAAGAAAAAACGCCCACUAAACUUUGUAUUGGAAUACAGGUGAAAGAACUAAAUCGAAAUACAGCCGAAAAAAAGAGCUACACAGCUCAAUAGAAUUUGGAUCAAAACUCAAGUCACGUUUCAUGUGGAGUGAUCGGGUUUGAUUGACAGCGCAUCAGUAAAACCGUUCGCGAUUGGAUAAAACCAAAAGGAGGACAAUAGGCAUUUUGCAUGAGUUGAUCACGUGAUUAACAUUCGGUAAACACGAAAACAAUUCGCCUUUGAGCAAGAGCAUAUUAAAAUUAGGGUUAUUUUGGCAAUGAUUUACAUGGGCAAACUGGCCCCGGUUGUUCAAACGUUGGAUAGCACUAUCCACCGGAGAAAUCACUAUCCAGAGGAUGGCGUAAUUGGUUUCCAAAAUACUUAUCCGCUGGAUAGUGAUUUAUCCGGUGGAUAGCGCUAUCCAACGUUUGAACAACCGGGGCCUGGUCGGUCCAAGGUCUGGGCAAAUGAAGCGCAAAAUUUAGGACCGGUAAAUGUCGUCCCGGAAUCGCGUUUACCAUUUGUACAAAUGAGUUCCAUUUACCAAAAAGCGACCGCGAAGGCCUGAACGGCUUUGAAGAAAUGCAACACGGAUUUUCGUUUGGAAUAUUCCUUCCGGAAAAGCAGGACUACCCUUUUAGAUGUUACGUUGCUCCCGGAAAUUUUCCGAUGGAACGACCCAAAAAGUCCACCCACUGCACGUUUGCAUGGUUUUCCACACAAAUCCUUGUAAAUUUCAAAAUUUUCAAAACUGUCAAUCAAAUCAAAUCUCCUUUUAAUUCAUUACAGGCAAUUUGAGCCCUAAGCCGGCGUAAGCUAAAAGGGAAAGAUUUAACGAAAAUUAAAAAAUGUUAGAAUUUACAAGGAUUUGUAUGAAAAACCAUUCAAACGUGACUGGGUGGUGGGAGUUGUUUUUCUCAUACAAAUCCUUCUAAUUUUCGGCGGCCGUUGCAAUCACUACUUUUAAGAUUAUGGCUGAAAAUUUAUUUCAGCUUAACCGAUCUGUUUUCGUGUUUACCGAAAGUUGAUCACUUGAUCAGCUCAUGCAAAGGGCCUAUUCCUCCAGUAAAUUUGGGGCGCUGCAGGGGAUAAAUGUCCUUCGAGCGGGGGCCAAGUACCGGAACCGGAAAUGGUAAAAAGUAAAGUGGUAAUGUGCCUCGAGACACUAAGAAGUUUUCUUUGCAUCACGCCUAAGUUGUUCAAACGUUGGAUAGCGCUAUCCACCGGAUAGAUCACUAUCCAGCGGAUGUAUUAGAAUUAGAGAAGCUAUUGCGCUUAGUAUCCAGUGGGGGAUGCUGUCCCAAAAAUUUUGAAUUUAGAGCUUGUGAAAUCACCGGAAACGCACCGGUUUAUUUCUACCAACCCGGAUGAAAUUUUGUCAAAUUUCGUGGCGGAUUUACGGGAUUGUCCAGUGGACCAUGGUCAGCCCUUUUUCUGUGAAAUUUUGUAUCAUUUUUAAAGAAUUCUCAGUUAAAUAAUUAGUAUUUAUAUAACUGCCAGUGUCCCAGCCGCCCCUUUCUGAAUUUUGUUUUCCCAACUACCCAUUUCUGAAUUUUCUGGAUCUGCCCCUGAAUUUUAUCACUAUUCCAGUUUGUUUUCUGCAAAAAAAACGUACCUUUAACAAGGGGAAUUGUGCUUGCUUUUAUCAGUCGGCGUGCUUCUCCCGUGAUUUUGUCCUGAACAAAUUUUUAAUAACUAUAAAGGAGUUCAGCAUGACAAUUGCAUGACGGAUAAAUUGCGGCAGCGAUAAAGUGGGCCUAAACAUACCGUUCUAUUGUCUUUUCAAGAAAAAACAGGUGACGCUCGCGCGUGCGCAGAAUCGGGACACUGUCCCUUUAAGGAAUACAUUGUUUGAUGGGACAGUAUUCGAACUGUGCUUUCUGCUUUACAUAGUAAUAUGAUAAAGGCAUAGCUUUUCUUGAAACAAAGUGAUAUAUGCGAAAGGAGUGUUUCAUGAAUCUGGUGUAAGACUAAUUAAACUUGACAAAAUCCCAGUCAUUGUUUUAUUUUAAUUCAUAAUUCCUUCCCGGACCCAGGUAAAAAAAAAUUAGGCAUUCAGGAGGAAAACUGUAAAGUCUUCGACGAAUCUGAUGGCACAGAAAUAGACGACGACGAAUGCCUGUUGGCCUAUGACAAAGGCACGGUUUUUAUACUCGGCAAUGCAUGGAAGCCGGACACAGUUGCACCGCACAUCCAUCCAGAAACGGAGCCGGAGGUGGAAAAAUACACCUAUGUGGAGUCAGAGAUAGAUUUAGCGAUAACAAAAGAAGCCGCCGCA
Porites lobata is the source of this 3496-nucleotide messenger RNA. The record is from the annotation of a GenBank genome assembly. Lineage: Eukaryota; Metazoa; Cnidaria; Anthozoa; Scleractinia; Poritidae.